This is a messenger RNA of Solanum dulcamara, 1306 nucleotides long. RefSeq names its product protein REVEILLE 8. The record is from RefSeq and is a predicted model, not a curated record. Lineage: Eukaryota; Viridiplantae; Streptophyta; Magnoliopsida; Solanales; Solanaceae. Bases 29 to 919 code for a protein of 296 amino acids. Gene Ontology annotation, molecular function: DNA binding. The transcript is spliced from 9 exons.
CAAAACUCUUUGAACAGUUUUGAAAAGGAUGAAUUCAAGCUCUGCAAAUUCUCCAUCAAUGGCUAAUAAUUUAACGCCCACCGACGCUUCUAGCAAGAAGAUUCGCAAACCAUACACCAUAACCAAAUCUAGAGAAAGCUGGACUGAAGAAGAACAUGACAAGUUUCUCGAAGCUCUUCAACUGUUUGACCGUGAUUGGAAGAAAAUUGAGGACUUCGUAGGCUCGAAGACAGUAAUUCAGAUUCGCAGUCAUGCACAAAAAUACUUCUUGAAGGUCCAGAAGAACGGUUCAAUAGCACACGUGCCACCACCUCGGCCCAAGCGUAAAGCAGCUCAUCCUUAUCCCCAGAAGGCACCAAAAAAUGUGUUAGUACCGUUGCAAGCAUCCAUGGGUUACCCUUCGUCAAUGAAUUCCCUUCCACCGGGAUAUCCAUCAUGGGAUGACGCGUCUGUACUCAUAAAUUCUCCGUCAGGCGGAGUAAUGCCAUCACAAGAUGAAUAUCAUCUUCAAAGUAUUCAGGCUGAUAUUGGAUCAAAGGGAGCUACAUUGAUUAGUAACAGCAGCAUCAGUGGCAUUAAAAAAUCCAACAGAACGGCGCCGAGUUCUGAACUACCAGAGCAGAGUAAUUUAGGUUCUGUUCCUCAUGGCAUACCCGACUUUGCAGAAGUCUAUAGCUUUAUUGGAAGUGUCUUUGACCCGGACACUAGAGGUCAUGUACAGAAGCUAAAGGAGAUGGACCCUAUAAAUUUUGAAACUGUUUUGUUGUUGAUGCGAAAUCUUACAAUGAACUUAUCAAACCCGGACUUUGAACCCAUUAAAAAUGUAUUGUCAACAUAUGAUCUCAGUACAAAAGUUGUAGAUCUUCCUACAGGUGCUGCUAUCAAUAACCACAAUGAUCUAUCAUGUCAGACAAUAUGAUUGAAACUAUAACUAUUACACGAGACUUUCCAACGGUGCCUCUUCACGCUCUUAAGAGCUGAAAAAAUUCUUCAUCUCUGGUAAGAGUCCCAGAGUCGUGCCUACGGAUAAGAGCAUCUUCCUCUGCUUUUGUCAUUGAUGCUCGGUGGUCACUGAUCAUGGAAGAUGUUUCAUUUUGAAGUCGAGCUUCUCUUUGCGAGAAGUGUGUCUAAACCUUGACAGCUCUAGGUUUUUUUUUCUUCCUUAAAUGUAUAUCACCUCAAUUUUGUGUAGUGUAAUUAUUUGGAGUUUUGUGUAAAACUUGUAGUUUAAAUAGGAAUAAUAUAACCAGGAAAAAGUUCUUUGUACCUCUCUGCCUUUUGAAGUAUGUUUGUUGAGUGCUGAGCA